AUGACUUCUAGAGGCGGAAACGCAGAUCGUACAAUCGUUAUGCAAGGCUCAGGGUCCGCGGCGGCGAGACCUUCCAUGGCGCCACAGAGUUCUAGCUCCGGCGGCGUAGUUAAGACGCGGCAACUUACGCAUCUCCAUUUGCAACUAGCGCAACUCUCAGCAAAUUUGGCGGAUACGGAGAACCUCCUGCGCAUGACAAGCGUACAGGCAGAGGCUAUGAGAGGUCUUGGUAGUUGGCAUGGUGGGCUGUUCAUGGCUGCGAGUAAGGUGCUAGGAGAAGAGUCAGUCAAGGAGCAGCAGCCCGGAGGGAAUCAAAAAUAG
This is a messenger RNA of Daldinia childiae, 321 nucleotides long. RefSeq lists its product as uncharacterized. Lineage: Eukaryota; Fungi; Ascomycota; Sordariomycetes; Xylariales; Hypoxylaceae. The transcript has 3 exons. The record is from RefSeq and is a predicted model, not a curated record. Gene Ontology annotation, cellular component: DASH complex. Bases 1 to 321 code for a protein of 106 amino acids. Gene Ontology annotation, biological process: attachment of spindle microtubules to kinetochore.